UUGGCAUCUAUUACUACGUGCAAUUGUGAUGGCGGAUAAACUUGUUGAUGUUGAGUUGGCAGUUUGGCUUUUUGGCUUUUUAGCGUAAACUCCUUUUGUUGUCCUAUCUUAUUUCUUUGAAGAGCAAACUUCACCUGCGCUGUAUAUAUUUAAAAUUCAGGCGUAUUAACACAGUUAAAAGCCACUAGUUUGCUGACGGCCCCGUUGUGUGUAUGCGGUCGCCACGCAGCGCUGCAGCAGCAAUCCAGGUUCACCUCAGUCCUCAUUAGCUACAAUAUAGUAGCCAGCUAAUACACAUUGGGCUGCACUCAGAUCAACCCUGACAUUUUUACCUGUUUUUAUUAAUUUUUUAAUGAGGCGGAGGAACUGAUGAGACCGUUGCCAUGACAUUGAGGAGAGUAAACGUGGUCAUCCUUUUGCUGCUGGCUGUGGCCUUCCUGAUCAUAGUUCAACGAAAUCUCCUUAACCUCAGUGACAUUUUAUACAAGGAAAAUCCCGAUGCAGGGAUGAUUCUUCCCUUUGAAUCCGAGUUGUCUCCGGAGCUCGGACAAGAGUCGGUGAGGAAAGGAGAGGAGAUCCGUGUCCUCAUCACUGCUGCUGUGGAAAGGCUCGGAGCUGUGGUUGCUGCCAUGAACAGUGUCUACCAGAACAGUAAAGCCAAUGUCGUCUUCACCAUAGUGACCCUGAAUGACACGGUGGAUCACCUAAACGUAUGGCUUAGUAAGACACGGCUUAAAAAUGUCAAAUAUACAAUAGUUAUUUUCAAGCCUGAGCUCCUUAAUGGGAAGAUAUCUAAAGAUCCUCAGACACUGCAAGCUGUCAAACCAUUGACUUUUGCCAGGUUUUAUCUACCUGUAUACAUACCCGAGGCAGAGAAAGCCAUCUAUUUGGAUGACGAUGUCAUUGUACAAGGGGACAUUCAAGAGCUUUAUGAAACCAACCUCAAACCAGGACAUGCAGCUGCCUUUUCUGAUGACUGUGAUUCAGCAUCUGCUAAGGGCAUCAUCCGAGGGGCUGGAAAUCAGAAUAACUAUAUAGGCUUUCUGGACUUCAAGAAGGACGCUAUCAAGAAGCUGGGGAUGAGGGCCAACACGUGCUCCUUCAACCCAGGGGUCAUCCUCGCCAACCUGACGGAGUGGAGGAACCAGAACAUCACCCGGCAGCUGGAGAACUGGAUGGAACUCAACACACAGGAGGAUCUGUACAGUAAGACACUGGCAGAGAGUAUCACCACCCCCCCACUCCUCAUUGUUUUCUACAAACGUCACUCCACGAUCGACCCCAUGUGGCAUGUCAGGCACCUUGGCACGACAGGUGCUGGAAACCGCUACUCCCCCCAGUUUGUGAAAGCUGCCAAACUCCUCCACUGGAAUGGACACUACAAGCCCUGGGGGAGAACAUCCUCCUUUUCUGACGUGUGGGACAAGUGGUUCAUUCCAGACCCCACAGGAAAAUUUCAUCCCGUGCGAAAACAUGCAGGGGACAACUAGACUGAAAAAUUGGUUUUAGUAAACUUUCCAGCAGCCAGGCCCACCCAGCAGGACUACGCCUCGCUCGCAUCUCAGGAACUAAGUAAGGCCUUUUCACUUUCCAGUCCUGUCAUCCUAAGAACAUGUGGACCCUGUGUACUCUCGCAUUCCCUUGAACGUGCACCUUUUUUUUAUACCCAGUGCAUCUUAUUAUGCUUAGAGCGCACACAUUUUUCACAUUUCUUUAGUCCUGAAACUUUUCACAUUUUUCGCCCUAUGUUAACCCUUGUGUUGUCCUUCGGGUCCCACUGACCCGAAGGACAAAACAAGGGUUAUGUACUUCCAUUUACUUUGUUGAGAAUUGCUCCCUAAACCGUGUUUCUUGUUAAGUAAGUAAAGUUUUAUUCUAGAGCACAUUUAAACACAGUUUAAGCUGACCAAAAUGCUGUACAAAUAAGCACUAAGGUGCUGUAUACGGUGACCCGAAAGACAACACAAGAGAUAAGAGUGGUGUUUUCAUGAAUAGACGUUAAAUAUAAUAUAAUGUAGCAUCGGUGGCGUCACCCAUUGGUUGUGGACUGCCGUUUUGAAGCUAGGAGUUUGCAUUUUGGCCUUGCCAUCUUGGUAUUUUGAAGCCAGAAGUGAGCUGGGGAGGAUGACGCAGCUAAGCUAGUGUUGUGUAUGGUUCCAAGGCGUUACGCUAAGCUAAACACUAAAGAGGGAAAGUCGCCAAUCUUCAACCCUUCUGUCAUCAAGCAGAGUUUUACUAGCGGGUAGACGGGGACUGGUGCUGUUCAUCUGCAUGUAUGGCAGUGAGCUGGUUGAAAAUCUGCAGACUUUCUCUUAAGUUACCAGCUAGCACUAGCUAGCUAGCUUGAUUGACAGGGCGCUGAACAAGACAUUUGUAGGCGACCAAAGUGUUCCAAUUAACUUUGAAGUAAAAACACAGUGAUAGGGUCAAAGUUUAAAAUGAAAACAUGGGCAACACCCAAAAACAAGUUAAUGAGUACUUUAAUGUACACAGGGCCAUGGUUAGCAUUGCCAAGCCUCUGUCCUGAUUGACAGGUCAGCGUGUAGCCACGCCCCUAAAGCUUCCCAUGCUUUGUCUAUUUUGAAAUAAAUGGGACCAUAAUAUACAAAAUGAACAUCAUGAUGUAUUGCAGAAUACUUGCAACUAGUGAUUUAGGCCAUAAACUCGCAAUGAAAAUGUUUAUUGAGGUAAUUAAUCAAGUGAGAAGUAGGGUCAUUUCCCCAUAGACUUCUAUAGAAACUGACUCCUUUUUGGACCCUAACCCCUUAAUUGCCCCCUGCUGAAAAUGAGAUAGAAUGCAGGUUUAAGGUACUUCCGCAUUGGCUUCACUUUUCCUGAACAUAAUUAGAGAGGCAUUGCAUCUCAAGGGUAUGUAUGCAUCAAUCCCAGUCAGCAUGAUAAUGAGAUACCUUGUCGCAACGUGCCAAGACGACCAUCUACAACUGAAGCCAUUGUCAAAGUAAUGAUGGCUUAAGUAGGUAUGUUUACAUGCAGCUUAAUACCGACUAAUUUACUUUAUUUAUAUACAAUGAGUUAAUCGGUUACCUCAGCUAUAAACUGGUGUCUUGAAACACGUUCCUCUGUUUUAUGACUUCGGUCUGAAUUGUAAUCAUGUUAGCCAUGCAGAUGCCUCAUGUCAUUACCUCAAUUUAAUACUUCCUGUGGAAAAGUUGCAUACUUUAUUGCACAUUUAUUUAUCAGAUCCUUUUAACAGUGGUCGUGCUGAGUGCAGCAUUUCAAUCACAAGAAGAAGAAAAUGCUGUUUAACUCCCUCUUCCUCUAUAAUUCUCCAUGGCAAUUUCACAAAUAUGAAUUGUUAAUCCCUUGCAACUACAGUUAAGAGUGUGCUGCUUGUCCCACCUAUCAAUUAUAACUGCCAUAAAUGAAAAAAACUUUAGUACUGUACUUACUGCCUCUCAUGCUCAACUGUUUUUAAUCACUUUAUAUACAGACCACUAAGCAAACUACACCUCUGCAGGAAUUGCACAGUAUACCCAUGCUUUAUAUCUCUUCUGCCAGAAUUUUUAUACACAUUGAAAAGCAUUUGCCUUGCUGGUGUAAAUAUGUCAUCCUUUGUAUAGUACAUGAAAUAAAAGUUACAUUUUUAUCAUUUAAA
Perca fluviatilis (European perch) is the source of this 3616-nucleotide messenger RNA. It is a transcript of the gene glt8d1, whose product is annotated as glycosyltransferase 8 domain containing 1. The coding region runs from base 384 to 1490 and encodes 368 amino acids. Gene Ontology annotation, molecular function: glycosyltransferase activity. NCBI's taxonomy places the organism in Eukaryota, Metazoa, Chordata, Actinopteri, Perciformes, Percidae. The record is from RefSeq and is a predicted model, not a curated record. The transcript is spliced from 9 exons. Gene Ontology annotation, cellular component: Golgi apparatus.